AUGUCUCCCGAGACUCCGACCUCAACCUCCUCUCGUACAGGAUCUAUCUCUCCGAUGCCUCGCUAUUUCUUGCACAAGGAGUCAGAUCAGACUUCCGACAUGGAUGACCUCGACGUCAGCAACGCCCAAGGUCAACCUACAACUUCUUCCCAGAAGCGUCCAUGUUUCGAGUCACAGGCUAGCAAGUCGAACGGCGCCAGAAAAAAAUUCAAGAUCCACUCCGGAUGCAAAUCGAUCCAGACCAUCACUGACAACGGAAUCGAGCCCGCAAACGACAUGGACAGCGACUUCAGCAUGCCUCCCGAAGCUCCGCCCUCAGGCUCCGCCCGCACAAGAACUACUUCUCCAUCAACUCGCACUGUCACUCUCCAGAAGCCAGGUCCGACCCCAAGCAUAGAUGACUCUGAGUCCGACACCGAGAUAGUCCCACGUCCUCGCAAGCGUACUCGUAAACUUCCCAAGCCUCAGAUCAAAAAGCGAACUUCAAUCCAAAGGAACAGUGGGGCCGAGUCCGACUUUUGGUCUGAUGAUGCCUUCGCCCAAUUUGCGAGUCUAAAUCUCAACAGUGACUAUGCCGACAAAGACUCCAAGGAAAACCUCGACACAAAAUCCUACGCCGAACUCAAGAAGAUGUUCACCAAGCCUGAGCUCAGAACCCUCUAUGGUGACGAUCUACUCCCUGCAACCUGGAAAGCCAACUUCAAGCGCAUGACCCUCGACCUUCUUCACGUCAUUGACCGCGACCUGGUUCCUGAGAAGUUUCGCUUCUUGAUUGAUGAGGUUGUUGAGGUCAAGACCUACGAAAGAGAUCUUGCUGCUCUUGACGCCGUGGAUGAUCACAUGUCAGAGCUCUGGAGCGCCAAGUGGGACCAACUCUACAAUAACUUCAAGGACAAGUCUUUCGCGGAGUUGAGAGUUUUGUUCAACCAUCCCACUACCAGAAACCAGAAUCUCACGUACAAGCGUGCGCUGAGAGACGCGACUUGGAUUGCCAAACUGAGGGAAGCUACCUUCAACCAACUGUGGAACAUGAAUCGAGAUGACAUCCCCAGCUCAUGCAGGUAUAUCUUCAACAGGCAGUUCAGGCUCAAAGACCCUGCUUUUGACGUGAGUGAGGUUGACCUGAGCGAUGAUGAUCUGAGUAAUAUCGUCCUGGGCGACUUCGAUCUGGAUGACUUCGACAUUGAACUUGAAUCAGCACGCCUACAGUAA
This is a messenger RNA of Aureobasidium melanogenum CBS 110374, 1212 nucleotides long. RefSeq lists its product as uncharacterized. NCBI's taxonomy places the organism in Eukaryota, Fungi, Ascomycota, Dothideomycetes, Dothideales, Saccotheciaceae. The coding region runs from base 1 to 1212 and encodes 403 amino acids. The transcript has a single exon. The record is from RefSeq and is a predicted model, not a curated record.